Anguilla rostrata (American eel) is the source of this 9761-nucleotide messenger RNA. RefSeq names its product protocadherin alpha-C2-like. Gene Ontology annotation, cellular component: plasma membrane. Gene Ontology annotation, biological process: homophilic cell-cell adhesion. The coding region runs from base 4614 to 7556 and encodes 980 amino acids. The transcript is spliced from 4 exons. The record is from RefSeq and is a predicted model, not a curated record. NCBI's taxonomy places the organism in Eukaryota, Metazoa, Chordata, Actinopteri, Anguilliformes, Anguillidae. Gene Ontology annotation, molecular function: calcium ion binding.
ACACAAACGCACACACAGACACAGUACUGCAGUGGCAGGCAGAUCACUGGGCUUUACGGCUUCAUUAGUGAACAGUGAAUAGUGAACUCAAUCGUGUCCCAAACUAGUAUUUAGUGGACAAAAAAGAUCUAGAAAGGCCUUUUAUAUACUUUAUAAUCUGCAUUAAAAAAAAGAAACUUAAUAUUUUCAUGUGCAGAAGAGCGUCCCAGUUGAGAAGUACUACUCAGAAUUCUGAGGGGUGGAGCUGUGUUACGGACAGCUGAGGCAGCCAAUGAGCAGAGUCUGGUGGGAGGACUCUGGCACAGUCUUUUGUUCUGUGCUAGCAGUGAGGUCACCUCUGAGUUCCUCAGACUGCGCGUAUUGCUUGGCAACCGUUACUGGGCAACAGGCCAGCGGUCCUGCUGGCAGAGCUCAGUGACUGGUGUAAUCACAUGAUUCACUGUGUGGAGUGACUGGUGUAAUCACAUGACUCGCUGUGCUAUGUACAUGCUCCCGGUCAUUAGUAUCAGAGGUCAGAGGUCAGAGAGGUCGACCACAGUCAGGUGUGUCUUUGGUUAAGUGUGCCCAAAGUCUCAAUGGCCUUGACACUGAUUAACCACAGGGGGGCGCUCUGCUGUAACUACCAGCUGCAGCAGCCCGACUGAGCGCUGAGCUGUCAGUCACUGGCUGGGCGUGGUCACAGAAAGCCAGAUCUGCACCUAAACCCCGGGGGCGGAACUCCGGCAGCCGUUAGUGGGACAGAUGGAGUUUCACAGGGCUUCUUCUUCUUCUUCUUCACUUCCCUUCCCCGUGAUGGCUCCCAGUGUUUUUAUCUGCCAGUUUCUAUCGCAGGGCUCUGUUAACACUCCCAGUCUCAGGGGGACAGCUGGCUUCACAUUUUAAGAAAAAGGGAAGAGGUGCAGGUUGAUUUUAAUUUUUCAAAUUCACACCGUCUGCCACACGGUUCUGGUCAUUUGUGCUCUCUGUUCAGGGUGCUCUGAGCUGGAGGGCUGGAGGGACCUGCCUGGGGAAAGCAGACACUCCUCCUGCUGUAUGUGCUUUUCCCACCGUAUUCAGACUGGGAGCAGCAGAGGAGGUUACAGGUACAGGUGGGAUCACAGUACAGAAAGGCAGGGAAUUGAGCCCCUGGAUUCAGUUUGAGUCUGAGCCGCCCUGCAGACUGGGUCUGAGCCACCCCGCAGACUGGGUCUGAGCCGCCCUGCAGACUGGGUCUGAGCCGCCCUGCAGACUGGGUCUGAGCCGCCCUGCAGACUGGGUCUGAGCAGCCCUGCAGACUGAAUCCAAACAGAGCCUGUCUGAGUCUUUCUUUGGGAGGGGGUCUGCAAAAUGAGUCAUUUCACAGGCCCCUCCCCCACACAGGCUGACGGUCCUCUGUGCUAUUGAUCCAUGACAUCAGUGUUGUCUGUGCAGUGACUGCCCUGCAUUGUUGUUGGUUUUUCUUUAUCGGAGCGAUGCCAGCCCCUUUUUCAGUACGGACUGCAGGUUUACUGAAAACCCCGUAGCGCAUUUAAUCAGCCUGGCACGGGCCAGCAUUCUUUCAGAAAGGUCAUGUGAUGAGAUUGUGGCGGUCCAUCCUGCUCCAUCUGAAAUGCAGCAGCACGGUUCUGCUUCGGUCCCGUUACCAUAAGAAGCCCUUCCGUUGGGGGAAUGUGCACCUGGUGGCGCUGGACUGAAGGUGCCAUUAUUCUGCCCUGGGCCUGGGCCUGCCACCCGUAACACUGGCAACCCCCCUAAUGCCUUCACCAGCUCCAGAUCAGCCCCAGUUCAGCUUCAGAUCAGCCCCAGAUCAGCUCCAGAGAUCAUAAAACAGCUAGCGCUGCAUGUAGGCAGGCAGCUCAAAUGUAACGUGAAGAAUGUAAUCACUGUAAUAAAUACGGUGUAAUGAAGACUUCAGUGUGUUGAGAAUUGGGAGGGUAAUGGCAGGGUAUUGAUGAAUAUUUAAUGAUGAUAAGUGUAGCAGACACUGACAUCAUAGCUGACUCCCAGGAAACAAAGACUGAAUUUCCAGGUUACUGCAAUACUGCACUGCACAUCAGUUCCAGCCUGCAAACUGUGAUCAGCCCUGACAGGGCGCUCAUAACGGCCUGAACUGGGCUUGCAUUGAUGGACAGGCUGCUGCAUCGAAUGGACACUCAUUCUGCCAGCAUAGCAGCAGCACACCAGACAAUUCCGCCGGAAUAUAUAUUUCAACAAUUGUUUUCUAAAUGUGCAUGCAUUUUCAUUAUAUAUUCAUUUUGGCAGUCAUUACUUACAUUGAUUAAAAUGUGUAAUGAAAUAUAAACAUUAUGACAUUGUCUCCCAAACCUUUAUGUGUAUGCUGUUAAAUAUUUUUAAAAAAUAAAUUAACAGUAAAACAUCAACAGUAAACUCAUGGAUAACUGAAAUGCAGUAUUUUGCUUAAGAAUAUUGGGAGCUGAGAAACUCUGAUACUGCUCAGUGGUCAAAAAUCCUUUUUAUGGCACAUUACUGUUUAGGGCAUUGUGUUAUCAGCGUAAUCUAUGUGUCAGCUUUGCAUUACCUUUAACUUGAAAUAUCUUGGUAACCGGCUCGUGGAAGUGACGUGUUUUCUGUAGCACAUUGAACUGAAACUCACACCAUCCUUGUCAAGGUGUCACCCUCUUUAUUUGCAAAAUGUUUAAUGUGGGGAUUACACAGAGGACAAUGUCAACUUCCAACUUGUUUUAUUUUUAUAAACUAGCAAUUAAUAAGGAAUUAGAGCAAUAGAGUUCAGACCUUACUUUGUUGUAGGAAAAUAUAUGUCCUUGUAUAAUUUCUACAGCAGAAUGCUGUGUUGCACACUGUUGAAAUGCAUUGAAUUAGCCUACUCUAGUGUGAUUCCUCUUUACAGUAAAUUACAGGCAGAACUAAAACAGUAUCUUACUGUAAGGGCUGAUGUUUUUAAUUAUAACGCUGAUGUUCUCCACCUCUCUGUCUCCCUGGAUAAGUGCUGAUGCUGAGUGAUUGUAAUGUAAUAUAAUGUAAGCCAGUCUCCAGCAGAUUACUGUAAUUUCUCUUUUUGUUAGUGUAUUAUUCAGAGCAUAUACUGUCCAGUAAAAUGUGCUGCAGCUGUCCUCUGCACCAGUCGAUGCUGUCCACCUCCUGUUCCUCGUCCUCUUCCCCCACAUUCGGUGAAUUUAAUGCAAAUCUGAAUUUACAAGAAUUUGUACAGUGCAGGCAGCAGUUUCCAUUGAACAGUCUAAUACAUUUAAAAUGGUGGCAUGAAGUAAACCUCGCGCUCAGAUAUACCGCGAGCCCUUCUACUCUCCCUCCGUCUUUUCCCUUUGUUCUGUUCGCAUUUUUACGUGCUUUCCUGUAUAAAUGACUGUUAUAAGUGACUGUUAUAUUUUGUUAGAUGUUCAACCUGCAUGCGCAUUUUUAACGAUAUUAUUUCUAAACUCAGUUAUGAUUUAAAAAUUUCAGUGUGACAGGUGGUGAAUUUUUCACGACCUCCAUUGCAUAUUCACCACCGAGCGCGCCCGCCGGGUUCGCGAGAGUUACUUAUCCCGCGUCAAGGCUAUUUAUCCCGGGUCAGUGUGCUUAAAUGAUGAUGAUUAGGAGGAGUUGUGCCGUGUUGUGCUGCGCGGGGCGAACUUGGGGGGAGGAGGAAUAUGGAGAGCAGACCUAGUCUCUCCGCCGGAUACUGCGGCAAUCUUUGGAGAUGAUUAUUCGGGCUGUCACUCUUUAGGCGCGUGAGGAGCGAGACCUGGCAGCCAGCGAUCUCUCCUUGACAACCGGGAGGGUUAUGUCUACCAACACCCCACAUUUCAUAAAUAGUGCGGGAAGGAGGAGCCCUUACGUUGUGGGCGCGUGUGUCCGCCGCAACAGCGACUGAACGAAGGAAAAUGCCACCCUGAGAUUCAAAUUUGAACAAAGGAAGCUGGCGAUAACCCUCGCGCUUUUGUGCUGUCACCGACGGAGUGAAGAUGAGACGCGAUUCAGAAUGUCUCUUCCUGAUUAUUGUCAAGAACAUGCUGUAAUGACACAUUUCGGCUGAUCAGAAAUGGGGGAGGGGGUGGUGCUCAUUUCUGGGGCGCGCCGCUGCUUAAAGGAAAGUGAUAAUGAGAUUUUUCUGAACGUUUUACCGUUUCUACUGUGAAAAGGAAGCGAUAAAACGUUAAGUCUAUGUUUAAUCGAUUUGUCGAGUUGUUAUAAUAAAAGGCCACAUAUAUCUAUACACACGUACCGUGGCCGCAAGUAAAAACUAAAGCUACUUCGAUUGUAGGGCAGCUUUCGGUUGCUCUACAUUAAGUCACUGUUCUUAUUUCGGAGGUGCUGAAAUGCAGAGCCGUCUGUGAACAAGCCGCCCCUCCCCCACAGCACAGCACACCAUCGCGCGCAGCAGCAGAAUAGUAGGACGAGAGAGAGAGAUACGCGGCACCAGCGGCAGGGAAACACACCCGUCAACCGCGCGCCGAAGAAAAAAAAAAUCAAUAGAGACAAAGGAGAAGGGGAAAUGGAUGUGUGGAAGCAGUGUCCGUUUAAAACAGAAAUGAAAUGGAAGUGCUGGUCGCCGUGUACAUAACAGGGUAAGGUGUAAAGUGUAUUUUAAUGUGGUGGCGCGAGGCAAGGUACUGCAAGCUGAAAAGACGGAAAGCUGUUUUAGUCCGUCUGCGAUGGCUCGUGCAGGGGGAUGUAGCAGCAUACAGAAGAACGUGCCUCUUUCCUUUUUGAUAUAUUUAUUUUUUGGUGGCCUUGCGUCUGCACAGGUUCGAUAUUCUGUUACUGAGGAAUUGGAACACGGAACUGUCGUUGGAGAUAUCGUGCAGGAUUUGGGGUUAGAUAUUCGAAAGCUACCCGCCCGAAACAUAAGGAUAAUCUAUACAAGCGCGACGCGAUAUUUCGAUAUCAACCCUAAAAAUGGAAAACUGACUGUUAAUGAAAGAAUCGACAGGGAGACGCUUUGCGAUUUAAGCGCCACCUGCUAUUUGAAUCUGGAGGUCGUGGCUGAGAACCCGUCGGAAGUGUACAAUGUGGAGGUGCAGGUACUCGACGCGAAUGACAAUGCGCCGCAGUUCCCCAGAGACGAAUAUCAACUGGAAAUAUCAGAAUCGGCUUUGCCUGGGUCGCGCUUUCCUAUCGAGAGCCCGCAGGAUCAGGACCUGGGGUCUAAUUCCGUCCGGCUGUACCAGCUGAGCCCAAACGACCACUUCGCGCUGGACUCCAACAAGCCCUCCCUGAACAGCAGACCGAUUGAGCUCGUGCUUAAAAAUUCUCUGGAUCGCGAGAAGGCGGCUUCCCACCAGCUGAGUCUCGCCGCGGCAGAUGGCGGCACUCCCGCCAGAACAGGUACUGCGAAAAUAUACAUUAGGGUCUUGGAUUCAAACGACAACGUGCCAGUGUUUGACAGUUCUGUGUACAAAGUGAAAUUGUUAGAAAACUCUCCUAAGGACACGCUGGUGAUUAAGCUGAAUGCCACUGAUCUGGAUGAGGGUUCGAACGGAGAGGUGAUCUACUCGUUCAGCAGCUACACCCCGGAGAGGGUGCGCCAGGUGUUCAGCAUGGACCCCGCCACCGGCCAGAUCCGCGUGCGGAGCCAGGUGGACUACGAGGAGACCAGCUCCUACGAGAUGUACGUGCAGGCCAUGGACAAGGGGGCGGGGGCGGUGGCAGUGCACUGCAAGGUGGUGGUGGAGGUGGUGGACGUGAACGACAACGUGCCUGAGAUCGUCCUGUCCUCGCUGUCCAGCCCGGUGCGGGAGGACGCGCGCGCCGACACGGUGGUGGCCCUGAUCAGCGUGACGGAUCGCGACUCCGGCCCCAACAAGCAGGUGAGCCUGGAGAUCCCCCCGGGCCUGCCCUUCAAGGUCAAGUCCUUCAGGAACUACUACACGCUGGUGACCUCCGCCUUCCUGGACCGCGAGACCACCGCCGCCUACAACGUGACGCUCAGCGCCACCGACUCAGGGACCCCGCCCCUCUCCUCCCAGAAGACCAUCCAGGUGGACGUGGCGGACGUGAACGACAACCCGCCGCGCUUCGAGCAGACGUCCUACACGGUGUACGUGGCGGAGAACAACGCGCCGGGCGCCUCCCUGUGCACGCUGCGCGCUCAGGACGCCGACGUCAACGAGAACGCCCGCGUCACCUACACCGUGCUCAACGACAACAACCACGGCGUUCCCGUCACCGCCUACGUGUCGGUGCGGGCGGACUCGGGCGAGGCCUACGCCCUGCGCUCCUUCGACUACGAGACGCUGCGCGAGUUCCACUUCCAGGUGAAGGCGCAGGACGGCGGGGUGCCGCCGCUGAGCCGCGUGGCCACCGUCUACCUGUACGUGACGGACCAGAACGACCACGCCCCCGAGAUCUCGCACCCGCCCAGCAACAGCUCGCGCAGCCCGGAGACGGUGCUGAAGAACGCGGAGGCGGGGCAGCUGGUCACCAAGGUGCUGGCGUAUGACGCGGACGCCGGGCGCAACGCCUGGCUGCUGUUUGCGCUGGAGCACGCCACCGACCCCGACCUCUUCAAGGUGCACGAGCACACCGGCGAGAUCCGCACCACCCGCAAGAUCGUGGAGGACAACUCCACCUUCUUCAGCCUGACGGUGCUGGUGCGGGACAGCGGGCGGCCCGCCCUGUCCGCCUCCGUCACCGUCAACGUGGCCGUGAUGGAGGUCCCGCCCAAGGUAGCGCCCGACCCGCGCAAGAUCGUCCGGCCGCACGGCCCGCUGCUCUUCUCCAGCGUCACGCUCUACCUGAUCGUGGCGCUCAGCGCCACCACCUUCGUCUUCCUGCUGACGGUGAUGGUGCUGGCCGUGGUGCGCUGCCACGCCUACUGCGCCCAGGCGGGCACCUGCUGCCCGUGCUGCGUGUGGCAGAAGGCCGGGGGCACGGGGGGCGGGGCCGGCGGCCAGCAGACCAGUAAUAACGUGGUGCUGCGGCGGGACCUGAAGGUGGAGCCGCACUACAUCGAGGUGCGGGGCAACGGCUCCCUCACCAAGACCUACUGCUACAAGACCUGCCUGACCGCCACCUCCGGCAGCGACACCUUCAUGUUCUACAACACGGGCUGCCCCCCCGGCGCCACCAUGGGCUCCGAGCGCUUCUUCACCGGCCAGAGCGGCCAGAUGUUUGUACGCCGCCUAAGCAUGCCCGACGCCGCGCUGCAGCCAAAGGCUCCUAAUGCAGACUGGCGGUACUCAGCCUCUCUUCGGGCGGGAAUGCAGAGCUCGGUGCACAUGGAGGAGUCAUCAGUGAUGCAGGGAGCUCAGGGUGUUCUGGUGCAGAACUGGCCCACCGUGUCCAGCGCAGCUGGAGAUGCUGAGGGGGGUGAGGUGUCGCCCCCUGUAGGUGCGGGGAUGAACAGUAACAGCUGGCACUACCGUUACGGGCCGGGCCCAGGGUACCCGCCACAGGCCCUGAAGCCGGGCGAGGUUCCGGAAGCCUUCAUCAUCCCCGGGUCCCCCGCCAUCAUCUCCAUUCGGCAGGACCAGGGCGGGCCCGACGACAAGAGCGACUUCAUCACCUUCGGGAAGAAGGAGGAGGCCAAGAAGAAGAAGAAGAAGAAGAAGGGAAAGGAAAAGAAAGAGAAGGGAAAGGAUGGGGAGGAGGAAUAACACAUGCAUCUACUUCACACCCCACACUGCUCUGACCUGGAGCUGCUAUCCCCUUCCACACCACAAGGGGAGCCAUAGCUCCAAAAACACAAACAUUACAGUGCAUACACACACACACACACACACACACACACACUCACAUUUCUCUCUUUCUCUCACACACAUACACACACACAUACCCGUACACACUCACAACCCCAAUCUCGUCAGUCACGUGGUUCUGAAGAACCUAUAUUCUCACACCAAUUCUGAGACUUAAAGAUACAAAAGAAAAACGGUUGAACAGAAGCAGGAAACAGACUCUCUCUCUGUCUUACACACACACAGGUAAAGACAGGGUGGUCCCUGAUAAUGGGGUGUGUAACCCACCUGUACGGGACUGUAUGUAAAGUGUAACGCCUGGAAUGAUGCUGCUCUCGUCUGUUUAUUUACGUUCACCCCGAAUCCCUCGCUUCUGUUCUGAAUAUUUGAUAGUUGUGCGUAAUACCUCCCUCUGACCAGAGAGAUUGGUAGUACAGAGAGAUUGCCAUUCACCUGUAUACACCUCUCUCUCUCUCUCUCUCUCUCUCUCUCUCUCUGUAUUUACCCAUUGAGCCGGUAAGGUAAGGGGUCGACUGUUUUAGCCUAAUCAUGGCACCUGUGCUGAAGGGCAUUAGUGAGGCGCCCCCUAGGGAGGAGAGGGGCAUGGCGUGGUAAGGCUGUAGAGAACAGGGGCCGCUAUGACUGCUAAUGACCAGCAGGAUACUGAGCCAUGCCCACUCACAGGCCUGUGGGUUAGAGGAGAGCACAGUAACGUCCACUCCCAAAAUGGCUGACACCCUCCUGCCCACUCACAGGCCUGUGGGUUAGAGAAGAGGACAGUAAUAUCCACUCCCAAAAUGGCUGACACCUUCCUGCCACUCACAGGCCUGUGGGUUAGAGGAGAGGACAGUAAUAUCCACUCCCAAAAUGGCUGACACCUUCCUGCCACUCACAGGCCUGUGGGUUAGAGGAGAGGACAGUAAUAUCCACUCUCAAAAUGGCUGACACCUUCCUGCCACUCACAGGCCUGUGGGUUAGAGGAGAGGACAGUAAUAUCCACUCCCAAAUGGCUGACACCUUCCUGCCCCUCACAGAUGUCACAUUUUUGUAUUCCUCACGUGAACAUGGGUGCUCUGGAGAAGAGUGUCUCCUAAGUGAUUGUAAUGUACUGUAGUGACUGCUGGUGAAAAGAGAGAGAACGGGGGGGGGGGGGGGGGGGGUACCUUGUGAAUAUUGCGUCUUAACUUACACUUAAACAUUUUAAAUAGUGAAAGGGGGGCUGAUUUGAGGGUGAGCUGCCUGGCGCUAUCCGUGAUGCUUUAUUUGAUAACAUGCUGAAGACAGGAGCGUGUAAAUGUAUUUAACUGUGCGGUCUCAUAGCUGCAGAGGCACAGCACUACUGGCAUUCCACAGCACAUGCCCAGCUCUCCACCCCCUCCUCUGCCCUCUGUGCUGACCAAUCAGAGAGGAGAGGAGUGAUGUCACCGCUGCUGUUGGUUUGGCUCCGCCCCCUGUGGUCUAGUGCUGUCAGAUCGGACUGACUGUUUGCAUGUUAUAAUCAGAAGAUACAGAAACAAUAUAUAGAGAUUAUGUAUAUAUAGAUAGUUAUGUUCAUGAUUUUAUCUUUCAUUAAUCACACGUUCAGAGACAUAAACAUUGUCUCUGCUGUCCAACAUCUUUCACACCCACAGGAGCUUCUGCUGUCCUCCUGUUGACGUUAACUUUGACUAACCUUCUACAUAUAUGUACAACUAUAGUGUUAUGCUCUCAAAUGCAAUUUUACUUUUUUAUUUGAUGACUUCAUGACUUUUGAGAAUUAAUAAGAAACAUAUGUUUUUGUUAAGCUUUGAAAUGAUGAUCUUAAUACCAUUGUAAUGUGAAACUGAACAAUGUAUGCGCUUAAUGAGAAAAUAUCUUUCCCUCCCCCAUUUGAAAAAAAAGAAAAAGAACCAAAAAAAUUCAAAGAAGGAAAAAGCAAAAAAAAAGAAAAGGUGUGUGUCUGCCUGUGCUGUGAACGCUGUGUGGUGUCCGCUGUGGUCAGCUGACCGCGGCUCAGCAGGGCUCUGACCUGCUCAUCUGUGUCCUGCUCACUUCGUGAUUUUUAAUUUACUUUGAUUAUGGAUACUGGUAAUGUGCUGUUUAUAAAUCACCAAUAAACUUUUCUUUCUUAAAUAUGUGAAGGAA